AGGUUAUGUUUAUAAUUUUAUUCUGCCGAAAAAAGGCAAUGUGAAAAAAUCUAUGCGAUGAAAACCCUUCCAAAAAGCAUAAAAUUGUUGGCAUCGCAACUCCGUGAGAGAUCAGUGAGUUGUGAUGAGAUAUCUUCAGUGAUCACAAACACGGUCCGAAAGACCAAACACCUGAAUGCUUUCAUAACACUCACAGAAGGAGUAUCCCAGAAGCAGUGGCUUGAUGCCCAGGAGAGGCACAAUGUGGGCAAAGGCCUAGGAGAAUUGGAUGGUGUUCCAAUAGCUGUUAAAGAUAAUUUCUGCACAAGAAAUAUCCGUACGACAUGCGCUUCCCGGAUGCUGAGGGAUUUUAUACCAACGUACAAUGCCACAGUUUAUGAGAAGCUAUUGAAUAGAGGGGCAAUACUGAUUGGAAAAACCAAUAUGGAUGAAUUUGCAAUGGGUUCUGGAGCUACAGAUUCCAUUUUUGGCCCUGUCAGAAAUCCCUGGAAUGACAGGCACAUUUCUGGUGGAAGUUCCGGGGGAUCUGCCGUCGCUGUGGCUACGGGAAGUUGCUAUGCUGCUUUGGGGUCAGAUACCGGAGGAUCUACAAGAAAUCCUGCUUCUUACUGCGGAAUUGUCGGUUUGAAACCAACAUAUGGCUUGCUAUCGCGCCACGGAUUGAUUCCUUUGGUUAAUUCUCUGGAUGUACCUGGAAUUCUGUCUAAAACAGUCGAUGAUUGUGCUGCAGUACUCAAUGCAAUUGCUGGACCUGAUCCUAGAGAUUCAACAACCCUCAAGAAGGCCACAAAUCCUGUGAUUUUACCUCCUGGUGAAAAGAUUUCCAUGCGUGGAAUCAAAGUGGGAAUACCGAGAGAAUAUCACAACCCCCAAUUGGAAACAAAUGUCUUGGAGACGUGGAAGAUUGUGGCAAGUCUACUGGAAAAUGCUGGAGCUACAGUAUCUACAGUUUCUCUGCCGCACACAUCUUCCUCAAUAGCUGUCUAUUCCGUACUCAAUGCCUGCGAAGUGGCCAGUAACAUGGCUCGCUACGAUGGAAUUGAAUUUGGUCACAGAGCAUCAGAUGCCACCAGCACGGAAAAACUCUAUGCAGAAUCAAGAGCCGAAGGAUUCAAUUGUGUAGUAAAGACGAGAAUUUUGUCCGGGAAUUUCUUUCUGCUUCGACGGAAUUAUGAAAAAUACUUCAAGCAGGCCUUGAAAGUACGUCGCUUGAUUGCUCAGGAUUUCGAAAAUGUCUUCAAGGAUGGAUAUCAUGUUCUCUUGACGCCAACAACUCUCUCAGAAGCUCCAGUCUAUGAGGAAUUCAUCGGAUACUCAAACAGGGAUCAAUGUGCCCUGCAGGAUUACUGUACACAGCCUGUCAAUAUGGCUGGAAUCCCAGCAAUUUCAAUUCCAAUUUGCCUCUCAUCGAAUAAUUUGCCAAUAUCUCUGCAAAUCAUCGGGCCGAGGCUGUCUGAGAGUUCUCUCCUGACCGUGGCUAAAUUUGUGGAACAUGCUGUUGACUUCAAACACAGAACAUUUUCUUAAUAGACACAAUUUUAUUGACA
Molecule: messenger RNA, 1547 nt
Organism: Phlebotomus papatasi
Lineage: Eukaryota; Metazoa; Arthropoda; Insecta; Diptera; Psychodidae
Gene: GatA
Product: glutamyl-tRNA(Gln) amidotransferase subunit A, mitochondrial
Exons: 2
Coding region: 58-1527 (489 amino acids)
Biological process (GO): glutaminyl-tRNAGln biosynthesis via transamidation; mitochondrial translation
Cellular component (GO): glutamyl-tRNA(Gln) amidotransferase complex; mitochondrion
Molecular function (GO): glutaminyl-tRNA synthase (glutamine-hydrolyzing) activity
Source: RefSeq, a predicted model, not a curated record